UGUUUCUUCCCCUGCAAAAUGAGCAGACAAUGGAAUUGUUAUUGCGCUCAGCCAGGUGUCUGGUUGUGGUUGUUAAAUUAACUAAAUGAACAUUCUACAUUCUGUAUUUUGUGUCCCAAAUGCUGGAAAUCCCCCCUCUCUCCUGUGUCCCCUUAACCCCCCACCCCAACUGCCCCCGCCCCUAGCCCGGGCUGCGGCAACAGGUGUUGAGGGGGGGCGGGGUUGGGAAGGGGCGGGCACCCUCGCGCGGCUCCGCGCCCUGGGCUUCGGGAGACAGGUCCCCGGGGGCCCUCCCCCGCCCGCGGUGCUGGCAGGAGCUGGCGACCGACCGAGGCGGCGGUGGCGGCUGGGACGACACGACGGAGUGGAGGCCGAGCUGAGCAGAGCAGAGCCCCAGCCCCGGCGCCUUCCGCGCCCGCCUGCCCGCGCGUCCGUCAGUCCUCCAGCUGCGCCCGCGCCGCGCGUGAGCCCCGAGCCUCGGAGACAUGAAUACCCGGCACCCCGACGCACCCAAGGCGCAGCGGCCCGGCCCCGCAGCCCCGUGAUGGGCUCCUGCGUGUCGCGAGAUCUGUUCACAAGUGCCCACAAGGACUGCCCCCUGCCUCAGGGCACAGACCCCCUGAGCCCAGACUUGCCCGCCAGCCGCCCACCCAACAUUGCUCCAGACCAUGUCACUGGCAAGGACAAACAGAUGGAUUUCUGUUGGGAUCCUUGGCAGAGGUGCUUCCAGACCACUAACGGCUACCUGUCUGACUCCAGAUCCUGCUCCAGCAACUACAACGUGGCAGCCUUGGCCACCUCGUCCCUUGUGGGGGUGGUACAGAGCAUCAAGGACCAUAUCACAAAGCCCACGGCCAUGGCACGUGGCCGCGUGGCACACCUCAUCGAGUGGAAAGGCUGGAGCGCCCAGCGGUCAGACUGGACACUGUCCCCAGCCGAGGAUGAGCAUUACUGCUGCCUCCCAGAUGAGCUGCGGGAGGCCCGUUUUGCUGCAGGGGUCGCCGAGCAGUUUGCCAUCGCCGAGGCCACACUGAGCGCCUGGUCCUCGCUGGACGACGAGGAGAUGCACCCCAAGAACAGCCUCCAGGACAUGGUCCAUCUACAGGGCACUGCCCGCCUGGAGAGCAUCUGCCUUGACGACGGUCUCCCGAGCAGCCCCUCGCAAGAGGACAGUCUUCUGGCCUUCUCGUCCCCUGGCCUCUCCCCUGAUGGCUGGCCCUCCCCCGAGGAGCCCCCCAUCAUGGCUGCUGCCCCACAACCCCCCAGCCCCAAACAGCAGCAUCGGCAGCGGCUGCCAGGAGGCCCAGGGCCCGAGGGUGGGGCCUGCCUGCAGGGCUCCCUGCCCUCGGUGGACAGCGGCUCCCUCUCGGAGGAGGAGGACGAGGUAUUCUAUAACUGAGGCGGGGCCGUGUGGCCUGUAUCCUGCUCACACUGUGACCUGGCCUGGCGGGUAGCCUAGGUGCGUCAGGACAGCAGGUUGGGCUGGGCCUCUCUUGAUCCCUCAGGGCUGGCAUGGGGUGGGUGAGGCAGAGAUGGGGGGCAGCAUCUUUGUGGACCACUCUGGGCCUCUGUGGACCUUCCCCAGCAGCGGAGCCAUAAUCCCCCUUCUCCCUUCUUUACUCAGCUCAGGUGGGUACUUGACCCCACCAGGGUUUCUACCGUUAGCGAGCUCGAGGACUCGGCAGAGUCCAGGGCAGGCCGCCCAGAGGAGCCAACAGGCAGGCCCGCAGGCAGACAACCACAGAAGGGCCUGGAGACCCACCCGGAGUGGGCCCUGAGGACCCUGCCUUGACCCGGGUCUCAGUCCCUCUCCCCCUGUCUCUGUACUUCUGCCCCCGCCCCCAUCAGAGGUGGGGUAGGCUCCUCUGGUAGCUAAGCAUCUGCUCCUAAUCUGUCAUCACAAGGAUACCUGUCUCCGUGGAGCGUCUGUCCAUCUCGCAUUCUGAACCCUGGUGCCCCUGCUCCCCCUCUUUACACCCUCCCCCUAUCUCCCUGAAGGUUCUCUGAAGACAUUAAAG
Hipposideros armiger (great roundleaf bat) is the source of this 2018-nucleotide messenger RNA. It is a transcript of the gene FAM131C, whose product is annotated as family with sequence similarity 131 member C. The transcript is spliced from 7 exons. NCBI's taxonomy places the organism in Eukaryota, Metazoa, Chordata, Mammalia, Chiroptera, Hipposideridae. The record is from RefSeq and is a predicted model, not a curated record. Bases 86 to 1399 code for a protein of 437 amino acids.